Molecule: messenger RNA, 684 nt
Organism: Aspergillus candidus
Lineage: Eukaryota; Fungi; Ascomycota; Eurotiomycetes; Eurotiales; Aspergillaceae
Product: MARVEL domain-containing protein
Exons: 1
Coding region: 1-684 (227 amino acids)
Source: RefSeq, a predicted model, not a curated record
AUGUGGUUCAUCAUCCUCAAAGUCCUCCGCUACGGCUUCAAAGCCGCCAAAACGCACAAAGCCAACAAGUCCAACCCGUCCUCCACCUCUCCCAACGACAUCACCCUCUCCAACAUCCCCUCCACCACCACCAACCCCCCCAAACCCCCCCGCAACGCCCUGAAAACCAACCUCGACAAAAUCCUCUUCACCCUCCAAUUCGCCCUCGCCCUAACCGUCAUCGGCCUCUACAGCCAAGACAUCAACAGCAAGGACGAGGACGCCCCCGCCAAAUGGGUCUACGCUGUUAUAACGGCCUUUCUGGCGGCGUGCACAGCGCUCACGUACCUGAUUCUGGUGUUUGCGAUGAAGGCGCGACCGCUGCCGAUGAGGCAGGGGGCGCAUCUGCCGCUGUUUGCGUGGGAGGUCGUGCUUUGUAUACUGUGGCUGGUUGUGUUUGGGGUGUUUGGGGAGAUGUUCAUUGGGGUGAGGUAUGGUGGGGAUGAGGAUUCGGAGAGGGCGAAGAAGUUGGAGAGGAUGAGGAGGGCGGUUUGGGUGGAUUUGGUGAAUUUUGGGUUCUGGGUGGUGUCUGCUGCGUGGAGGGGGGUUAGGUGGUGGAGGGGGAGGGUGAGGGGGGGUGAUGCGCAGAGUGUGUUGGAGGUUGGGGGUGGGGAUGGGGUUGAGAAAGAGGUGGAGCGGGUUUGA